AUGUGGGAAAUUAUAAUUCUUUUAAUAUUAUCUGCGAUAGCCUUCUUUAUAACAGAUGAAUUAAUACCUAAUCUUACAGACCUGUUUGUUAAAGCCGGUCUGUUUGGAAUAGAUUUGUGUAAAACUAGUAAGAAGAAAAUUCCAGAAGCUGUAGGUGUCAUAUCUGGAUGUGUCUUUUUAAUAACAAGCUUUUUAUUUAUACCCGUUGUUUUUGGCAAUGGCUUAAUGGACACGCAACACUUUCCUCACAAUGAAUUUGCUGAAGUACUGGCUGGAUUGUUGUCGAUCUGUUGCAUGCUGCUCCUUGGCUUUGCUGAUGAUGUUUUAGACUUGCGAUGGAGAUACAAACUGUUACUGCCAACAGUGGCAUCACUACCUUUGCUUGUAGUGUAUUAUGUCAACUUUAACUCUACUACUUUUGUGGUUCCAAUUCCACUGAGACAAUGGUUGGGAGUUUCCAUCAAUAUCGGUGUACUCUAUUAUGUCUAUAUGGGAAUGUUGGCUGUUUUCUGUACGAAUGCUAUAAAUAUACUGGCUGGUGUCAAUGGGCUUGAAGUUGGGCAGUCUGUAGUUAUAGCAUUAUCAAUAAUUCUUUUUGAUAUAAUUGAACUGAAAGGAGAUCAGUUUAAAGCUCACACAUUCUCUUUACAUAUAAUGAUUCCUUACCUGGCUACAACAUUAGCAUUGUUAAAACAUAAUUGGUAUCCUUCCAAGGUGUUUGUAGGAGAUACAUUUUGCUAUGUUUCUGGAAUGACAUUUGCAGUUGUAGCUAUAUUAAGUCACUUUAGUAAGACAGUUUUACUGUUUUUCUUGCCACAAAUUAUAAACUUUCUAUACUCUGUGCCUCAACUAUUCCACAUUAUUCCAUGCCCAAGGCAUCGUUUACCAAAAUAUAGUGAGGAGACUGAUUUACUUCAUGCAAGCAGAACAAUAAUAGUAAAAAAAGAAAUGACUGCACUAACUAAAUUAAUACUUCGUGUCUUAACUAUGUUACAUCUUAUCGAUAAGAUUGAAGAUGAAGAAAGUAUAACUAUAAACAAUAUGACACUUAUAAAUUUAUUUUUAAUAAAAUUAGGGCCAAUACCUGAAGUACAAUUAACCAAAAAGCUUAUGAUGUUUCAAGGUUUUUGUACAGGUGUAGCUUUCAUUAUAAGAUAUCCAUUAGCAUCAUAUUUUUAUGAUAGUUAA
This is a messenger RNA of Spodoptera littoralis (African cotton leafworm), 1188 nucleotides long. Lineage: Eukaryota; Metazoa; Arthropoda; Insecta; Lepidoptera; Noctuidae. The record is from the annotation of a GenBank genome assembly.